This is a messenger RNA of Bufo bufo (common toad), 5094 nucleotides long. It is a transcript of the gene EFCAB6, whose product is annotated as EF-hand calcium binding domain 6. Gene Ontology annotation, molecular function: calcium ion binding. NCBI's taxonomy places the organism in Eukaryota, Metazoa, Chordata, Amphibia, Anura, Bufonidae. Gene Ontology annotation, cellular component: nucleoplasm. Bases 110 to 4696 code for a protein of 1528 amino acids. The record is from RefSeq and is a predicted model, not a curated record. The transcript has 32 exons.
UGGAAACACGCUGAUGCCGGAUGCUGAGUAGCCGGGGAGACGAGCACACAGGAGAGACGGUAUGAGCUCCACAUCAGACUGACCUCCGGGCACCCGAGAGCAGAAAAACAUGGAAUCUAAAAUAAUGAUUUCUGGUAAUCUGACUGAACUGCGUCCCCUCACGCGAGGCAUCACCUUUACGGGGCGGCCAUAUUCUUCCUCGUGCCGGAGCUUGUCUCGAGGCAGCAGUUCUUCAUCUCUGAGAUCUUCACUUCGGUCUUCAGUCAUCUCUGUACCAGAUCCUAACCUCUCAGUACAAGACAUAGAAAGGAUAUUAUACCAGAGGGUCAACGAGAUUCAGGAAGAUUUGAAAAAUGCAUUUUCAACAUUAGAUCUUGAUCAGACAUUCACUGUGACCAAAGGACAACUGUACCGAGUUCUGAAAAACUUUAUCAUACCCCUCACUCAGCCGCAAUUUGAGGAACUGUUAAAAAAGAUCCUUGUUCUCGAUAAUGGCACAAUCCCGUAUCUAGAGUUCUUGGCACAGUUCCACCGGGCUGGCACCAGUGGGACCCAGGUCAAGAGGAGAUGGAGCUGUUCUCAAGCAAACCAAGUAAUGACUCUUAAUGAGCUGGAAACCCGACUGAAACAAAUGAUAUCUAAGAAUCUGAAGAACUUUGUUAGGUCCUGUCGGCUCUUUGAUUACAAUCAAAAUGGACAAAUCCAGAAACAUGAACUUCGACGGGUCCUAGAAAAUUACUGUUUCAAGAUGAAAAAUGUUGAGUAUGAAAAAUUUUGGAGUCACUACUGUAUAGGUAAGAAGCACACCAUGGACUACAAGGAGCUUCUGCGAAAUCUUGGCAUUAAUGUAGAACAGCAGAACAAACCUGGGCAGGAGAGUGUGGCACAAGCAUUAAAUUGGGAGGCAACCACGCUAGAGCUAGAGAAGCAGAAAAUGUGGAGAUCACCUGCUUCACGCAACGGGUUCAACACUGAAGAUUGUACAUUGGAGGAUCUUGAAAAAGUAUUCAGAAAAAAGAUCUCCUCCUUCCACCCGGAUCUUGUGAAGGCCUUCAGAUCUUUUGACGUAGAUCACACUGGAUGCGUUCCUCUGGAUUCCUUCAAGUCAAUCAUUAAUAACUUUGUUUUCCCGCUAUCUGACCGGACAUUUCACGAGUUAAUGAGCAGGUUCAGAUUCAAAACCACCGAUCCGAUUUCUUGGGAGGAUUUUCUGCAAAGGUUCAGAAGACCUGCUGGUAUUGAAAAUGGGCAAACUCUGCCAAUGAAAUCAAAUCACAGGGUCAAUUCGGUAAAAGCCAAAGACCUACAUUUUUCAAAUGAUCACAUACUUCAGAAACUUCACCAGCACUUUCAAGAAGCAUAUCCAUCCUUAAAACAAGCAUUUCUUGUACUUGAUGAGGGACGCAAUGGGAGAGUUAGCAGAAAGGAACUGCGCCGCAUCGUUGACUGCAUGAUGUUCCGAAUUACAGACGAGCAGUUCAAGGAGUUAAUGAUCAUCCUUGACCCAGAACACACAGGAUUCAUCAGUUACCACCAGUUCCUGGACUUGUUUGAGGAGAAGGAAUCUGUUACAGGUCACAAAUGGUUAAAUAACACAAGACAACCUGCAAAGGAGACUCCAGUUGUGCUGUCGGUGGAUACAGUAGAAAGCAUUCUCCGAGACAACAUUACUACACACUGGAAAGACCUUUCCAAAGCUGUCCAGGCAUGUGACACUAAAGGAUCGGGGAUCGUCAGCAGGGGCCAGCUGAAAAGAAUCCUUCAGUCAUACUGUCCCUCAGUGUCAGAGGAUCACUUCCAGAUGAUUUUCGAUCAAUACAAUUAUGGCUCCUCUGAUUGCGUCCCGUUCAUCCAGUUUUUCCGUGACCUGGGAGUGUCUGUCUCUUGCGCUGGGGACAUCAAUGGCAUAAGCACUGACAUUUUAGAAAGGAACCAGUUCCAAGAAGAGUUGAGGCAGUUUGAUCAUUCAGACAGAAUGAGAGAGAUUGAAAACCAAGCCAGCAAUCUGAUCAGGAAGAUUACUGUGGAUGAGGUGAUCGACAAGUUAAAGGACUGUGUCACCAAACAUGAGUUUUCCCUCAAGGAAAGUUUUCUUGCCUGCAACAAGCAACCAAAUGGAAAAAUCACCCAAAAAGAUUUUAGGAAGGUUUUGCAGGAUCACGAGCUGCAUCUAGAUGAGGAACAAUUUAUUGACUUAACUGAAAAGUUGGGAUUUACAAAGGAAGGCCUUAGUUAUCUGGAUUUCGUGUCAUUAUUCGAAGUCCCAUCAGGAGAUGGACCUGGGGAGAAGUUACAUAAUAGUCCUAAUCAUCGAGUGAAUAAGACCAAGUGUCACUACAUGACGGCAGAAGAGUGUCUCAGCCAGUUGUUGGAUAAAUUAAGAGAAGGAUAUGGGGACACAUACAGUGCCUUUUACAAAAUAGACAGCAACCGGGAUGGCCUUAUCACAAUGCAUGACUUCCGCCGCCUGUUGGAUAGCUUCAUGUUCAUCAUCACUCAGAAGGAAUAUGAACGUCUACUUAACCUCCUUGGACUGAAUCUAAUGUCCACUUUAAAUUAUAUGGAGUUCCUUAACUUAUUACGAAGGCAGGAGAAAGAGGAUUGCCCACCAUGGCUAAAUUCAUUUUACAGGCCCAAACAAAGCCAGGACUGCGCGGAUCUGGCCUGCGAGCAGGCUCAUUACUACCUCCUUACAAAGGCACAAGGCAGAUGGCACGACUUAGCCAAGACAUUCUGUGAAAUUGACAGCGACGGGAAUGGCAUCAUUCAGAAGAAAGAUUUGAGAAAUGUUUUAUACAGAUUUUCUCUUCCUAUUACAAAGAGUGAAUUUGAAAAACUCUGGCACAGAUAUGAUCCAGAAGGUAGAGGUCAUCUCACCCAUCAAGAAUUCCUCCAGAAACUAGGAGUGAAUUUUGCCACCGGAGAUAGUGGUCCAAGCCAACGGAUUAUAGAAGACAACUACCAAACUUUAGAGAAACACUACAGCUCACAGCAGAAGAUCAACAAGGAAAUGCAAGAAUUCCACAAGCACCAAACCCGAUCCCUGAACAUUAAAGAUAUAGAACAGCAGAUCAAAGAUAAGUUUAGAGAGUACUACCCGGAUUUUUCUGCAGCAUUCACUAAAAUAGAUAAAAACAAGGAUGGAUUGAUAACUGUGGAUGACUUCCGGCAAAUGCUUGAAGACUUGAACUUUCAUUUAGAUGAUGAUCAAUUUCUCAACCUCUUGUACAGGUUAAGGCUAAGAGUUCUUGACAACAAGCUCUCUUAUUUUGACUUCCUGAAAAUGAUUGAUGACGGGAGGGCUUCAAAGUAUGGACAAAGGCAAGAAAUGAUUAUGACCAUAGAGAAUGUCCAGAAUCUCAGCCCACAGAAGGUGCUUGUUAAGCUGAAAGAGUCUGUCAAGAACUCUCAGGAGGAACUGCAUAAAGCAUUUUCUGCAUUUGAUAAGGACGACACUGGUACAAUAAAGCCUUUUGAAUUACAUCGGAUUCUUGACAGUUUCUGUUUUAAGCUUACGGACAAGCAAUUCAAGUACGUCCUGAGUAAACUCGCGCUGAACAAGAAUGACACAAUAGACUGGAGAAGCUUCCUACAUAAUUUCUCCAACUUCACUGCCGAGCCUGUUUCCACAUGGGUGGAGAGAGUGGAGAGGGCCACUAGGCCAAGAACAGGUCAAGAGCUGACAAUGAAGGACAUUGUCAGACAUAUACAGGAGGUAAUCGAGGCACGCUUUUACUCCAUUACAAAGGACCUCUUCAACAUAGAUUAUGCUGGCAUCAAUGUCAUCUCAAAGGAAGACUUUCAAGAGUUUUUUCAUAAAAAUUUCAUGUUGUUAACAGAAGAACAGUUUGACAUUCUUUGGAACAUGUUGCCUCUGAAUCCAUAUGGUAAUCUCAAAUACCAUGAUUUCUUGAAGAUGUUUAGCAGUGAAGUGCCGACCACUCCAUUACCAUUGUCACGUAAUGCAGAACCAAACUAUAAGCUAGAGUCUUCAGUCACACAAGGUCGGACAUCAAUGACCAGGCGACCUAAAACUGCACCAUCCACCUUAAAUAAACCAUCUACUCCUGCACAGAGGCCACACACAGCUGCAACGCUCUCUGGGCCAAUGAUAAACUGUGAGCAAGUCGAAAACAAGUUGAAAAGUAAAGUCUCUAAAUGCUGGCAGGACAUUCAUAGAGCAUGUAGAGAAAAAGACCUGGAAAAGAAGGGUCACAUCUCAUCCACUGACUUCUCAGCUGUUCUGCGGCAGUUUAACAUGGAUAUUUCUGAGGAGGAACUUGAGAAUUUAACACUGAAAUAUGAUUUAAGAAACAAUGGGAAAGUCUCCUAUUCAGAUUUCCUGCGAAAUGUGACACUUGGAACGACACCUCAAAAAAAUGCACUCCUACAGAGGAUGAAAUUGCAGAAGCCACGCAUACCGGUCAGCACUGGAUUAUACGGACCACAUUUUUUAGAUGCCAUGCUCAGAAUCCAGCCGAAGAUCCUUAACAACUGGAGAGCAGUGAGAAGAACUUUCCAGACUUACGAUGAGACACGAAGUGGUUAUAUCAACAUUCAGGAUUUUAAACAGGUUCUGCGGAAAAUUGGCGUCAACCUUUCCGAGGAUGAAUUCUUCCACAUUUUUGGUUACUUCGACAAAGAUUUAAAAUCCAAAAUAUCUUACAAUGACUUUUUGAGUGAAUUCCUGAAAUAAUUACAUGUGAUGUGAACAUUUCAUUGAAAACGUGUGAGUUGAUUUUUUUGCUCUGACAAAAAGGGCAUAAAUGAAUUUACAAAUCGCCAGAGUUAACGUUGGCCCUAAGCCGUUGCCUGAUAAAUAACAUACUAAUAGAAAACAAGCACGGUUUCCAAAUUCCAUGCUAAUGAAAAGUUUUGGCUUUCAUCAAACAAAUUAGUAAGACAAGAAUAACAAGGGCUCUUAAAAAAAUAGAUUUAUUAACUAAAAUAAAAAAAAUUCCCUAGUAAAUGAAGAGGUGUGUAAUGGAUUUUUUUUUAAUUAUCAACCACACAGAAGUUAUAAAUGAAACAUAUUAUUACCUGUGCUUUCAUUAAAUCUGUUAAUUAAUGCUUUUUUAGAAGAAAAGAUAUAUU